UGUAGUUUGUAGGACAAAAAAUCUCAAAAUAGAAAAGACGAGAAAAACAACACGUUUUAUGAAAUUUGAGUGGGUUUAUUGCUGCAAAUCUAUUGAAUUUCUCGAUUUGUUGUAGCGGUUGUAUCUGCAAAUAACCUAGCAAGAUGGAAGACGGAGAAAAAGAGCAAGGGAAGGCGGGUGCGAAGGACCGCAGCCCGUCCCCGGCCAUCAAGUCGACGGCGGUGGUGAAGUACACGUCGGUACAGAGCCCGGUGGAGUAUGCCCGGCUGCAGUGCAACACGGACCUCAACCUGCCUCCGCUGAACUGGGGCGCCGCUAUAGACUCGUAUGGGCUUAAGCAGAUCUUGACCAGAGGGACUGGGCUGUCCAGUUUCCGUAUGGCUCACAUGUUUCCUGACUCGGUGGGCGAGGUGGAUGUCAUAUCCGGGGCAGAGUGCAUCAAGAAACUCCUCAAGCUACCACACCAGCCUAAAGGGACUGUGAGCAUGGUGGUGCACCGUAUCCACAACACGCUGCUGCUGGACGAGCUGGACGUGUACCGCUACCUGGUGAAGAGCGAGUGGGGCUGGCUGCGGGACUUCUUCUACGAGAACAUCAUGAAGACCAUGACGGAGCAGGAGCGCACAACCCUAAUGAUAUCGGACCAGGCCCACUCGGCGAUGCAGCUCACGCGCAAGUUCCUGCAACACUCAGUGACGUGCGCGCCCGCCGCGCCGCCCGCCCCGCCCGCGCCGCCGCCGCUGCAAGGUCCUUACCUCCCUGAGCCAGAAGCACCCCAAGCCGAAUCAGAGACCCCCAUCGACCAAACAGACCAUCUCUACAACCGCAACGUGCUAUGGACCUUCGAAGACAUUCAGAUGCUCAUCGGAUCAGACCUGCCGAUCUUUGGAGGCAACGACCGCCCCUGCGUCAGUCUAAGACUCAGAGACGCGAGGGAACCCAUAAACGUACUUACGGGGAUCGACUACUGGUUAGAUAACCUCAUGUGUAAUGUCCCAGAAGUGUUGAUGUGCUACCAUCUGGACGGGAUCGUGCAGAAGUAUGAACCGAUGAAGACUGAGGAUCUGCCUAAUAUGGAGAAUUCUAAGUUCUCGCCGAAGGUUAUAAGGAAUGUUGCGCAGAAUAUCUUGUCGUUCCUGAAAGCGAAUGCUACGAAGGCUGGACACACGUAUUGGCUGUUUAAAGGUCCGCACGACGACGUAGUGAAGCUCUACGACCUCACAUCGCUGUGUCCCGAUGCCCUUGACAACCCCUUCACCACGCCCGUGGCCAUGCUGCUGUACCGUGUUGCACGGAACAUGAGGCUCACUAACAGGUCCAAGCACGUGAAGCAGCUGCUAGAGCAGGCCAUCUCGCUGCUCCGCGCCGAUGCGCACGCGCAGAUCGUGGCGUCCGCGCACUACAUGCUGGCGGACUUGUUGCUGCCCGCCGCCACCGACCCCGCGCGCCCCGAGUUCACCGAGGAAAGCCAAAGCGAGUCUGACGCAGAAGAGCCGUGCUACGAGUCUGAAGAGGACGAGUCUAACGCACGCGAUCUCGCGCUGAGUCAUAUAGCCGACCGCGCGCACCACACGCACACGGGUCCUAAGUCCAGAGAGAAGGAGAGCGAGCCUCUCGGCACAUCUCCGCCGGACCGCUGCGGCAAGGCGCUCCAACACGCGCUCAAGGGAUUAAUAGCACUGCAAAGCGUGCCCAUUGACAAGUGCAAGGAGGAAGAAAGAGAGCGACUCCGCCAGCAAAUAAUAAUCGAAGAGCAAUCGCCCAAAAUGGCGAACCCUUACGAGCCAAUCAAAAUGAACUACGAACCGUUACGCAGAAAACUUGACAGUUCCGAACCUAAAGAGCACCAAUCACGAAGCAGGAGACGACGGCGGGAAAGAAAGAACACAGAUAAGACAAACUAUCAAAUAGACACACAGAGUAAUGUGGACAAAAACGCGAUACAAGUGCGCAAAGAAAACAACGUAUACCCAUCUUGGCAUGAGCCGAAUAGAGACGAUAAUUUCGCUUGGAAGUUGCAUUUAAAAACGCUUUUGUAUGAGAAGAUUUGUCUAGCGUUUGCAACGUUGGCCGAACACAGCUAUUCUCAUGAGGCUUUUGGGUUUUCCUUGAAGUAUAUAGAUUUGGCGUCCAAAUGCCAGAAUUUGUUGAGUAAUAUGAUUAUAAAGAGUCGGAUUGUGGAUGCCAGCUGUCUGCUAGGGAGGGUUGGGGAUAAUUUCUUCCAGUUAUCGAAGAAUUGGGCGAGAUUGGAUCAAUUUAAGUUGCAGUUUGAGAAAGAUCAUGAGGUGGACAGUAAACUGCGGGCGGAGAUAGAGAAUGACGUGUUGGAGGAGACCGAGGGCGUGCUUGAAGACGAGUUCAAUCUAGAUCUAUCCCUACCAUCCGACGAGCUAGACUCGAUGGUCCGCUCCUGUGAGUACUACGAGCGCGCGCUCAACGUGACCGCCGAAGGGAAGAAGUGCGAGUUAUUGAGGCGACUGGCGUCCGUGAAGAAUGAACUGGGAGUGCGGUAUAUGAAUGAGGCACAGACAAUAUACACAAAAGCCCUUGAAGAGACCGACGAAGAAGACGCAGAAAAACCAAAACAGACUCUCAAGCAGUUCACUCAGUACUGCACGAAGUCGUGGGACACUCUCCAGGAGGCCUCCGAUAUCUUCGAGAGAGUUGGAGACAUGCCUAACCUAGCGCUGUUGUACUGUAACAAAGCUAGGUUUCUGAGGUUCCGGGCUAACUGCGAAAUGGAAGGGUUUAGUUCAGACAAGCGCUCCUACUACUCAAAAGCGGAAGACUUAUACCAGGCGGCUUUAAAAGUACUAGGGAGCCAGGAGUCGGGCGGCGGCGCGUCGGUGCGCGAGCUGGUGCGCUGGGAGCUCUCCUCGCAUCUGUACACCAAGGCCGCGCACAUGCAGGACCAGCCGCCGCGCCAUGAGGUGAACGAAGUAGCUGACGCCCUGAAGCUAUCCCUCAAAUACUGCCGCCUGACGCCGGGCCCCAGACAGUACCUGUACCAGUUCCGCGCCGCCAUGACGCUGCACCGCCUCGCCUCGCUGUACCACGCGCAGUACAGAUGCACAACAGAAGAGGGCCCGCGCCGGCGCACCCUACUCAACGCGACUCGCUCCAACUACGAACAGGCCUCGAACCUGUUAGCGGCCUUGGAGGAAGCCGCCAUGUUCCUCACUGUGCAGCUGGAGCACGUCGCUUUGUUGGAGACCAACGCCGCAGUAUCACCAAACUUGAAGUUGAAGUCGCUCCAAACGGCCCUUCAGCUCCUCCGCCAGUGUCAUUCCAUAAUGAAGGUCAUCAAGCAACGCGACCCCGACGAGAAACCCACCCCAAACCCCGAACAAGAAACCCCAAAACCCGAGGAAGAAACUGGCUGCAGAAGCGAAAUUGCCCUCUUAACUUUGUACGAAAAUCGACUGCACUGUAUACUAAAGAGUAUAAUACAGUAUUGUCGAUCGAAGUCUAAUAAGGAUUAUGAGAAAUUGACGGAUAUGUAUAAGAGGCUGUACUGUGCUAGUUUAAAGAUUAAGAAGGAUGAUGAUGUGAGGAAGUUUGCGGAUAGUAUAUGUGAUGUUCUGACGGCUAUGGAUGAGAUUUCUAAGCAGUGUGAGCAGUAGAGUUUUAGAUCAUAGAAGAUUUGAGGUCAUUUAUCGAAACGAUCUUUGUAAUUUCUUUAAGUUUCAUUAUUCUUCUCAGUAGGUAGGAGGCAGAUAGUAGUUAUUUAAUUUAAAUGUGAGAGAAUGGUGCAAAAAUAUAGUCGGUAUUUUAAUAAGUAUAAAAACAUAUCUCGAUUAGGCCGGAGGUGGUUUUCCACCGAUUCAAUUCUCGUCUCGCCUCGUCGGUGGAAAAUUACCAUUAUUAAGAUCAUCUCAUACGUGAAGAAACGCAAACACAAACAAAGGCUUUGUUUUUGUUAAAAUGCAUUCAUUGCCUACGACAUUUUUUUACAAUUACUUAAGUACUGAAAUAAAAUAUAAGUAUAUUUUUUAUGGCAUGAGAUGACCAUUUUUAUAGUAGAUUUUAACUGAGCAUACGGAAAAAGUCUAUACUGUGCAAGACUGAUGAUUUUAACUAGUUGGUGUAGCCAUAAAAUAAGUGUUAUAGUUUUAACAUAAUGUUUAAGUAAAUAAAUGACUGUUGAAAAUUUUA
Plutella xylostella (diamondback moth) is the source of this 4155-nucleotide messenger RNA. Its product is annotated as erythroid differentiation-related factor 1. The record is from RefSeq and is a predicted model, not a curated record. NCBI's taxonomy places the organism in Eukaryota, Metazoa, Arthropoda, Insecta, Lepidoptera, Plutellidae. Gene Ontology annotation, biological process: positive regulation of DNA-templated transcription.